GAGAACCUUUGACGACGUUCUCGACUUCUGGAACCGUGCAGGGGGACGAUUUGCUGAUCUGAUUAUUCGUUGUUUAGAGUUGUUCCUUUUCAGACGGCCGUCUGCAAGUUGAAGCUGCUAAGCUGGUUCUGUGUCAGUCCCGGGAUCUGAUCUUUGGUUAGAACGUUUCCGUUUCUGUUUCCUCGCCGUGAAAUCAGUUGUCCAGUUUACUUCUUCCAAGAUGGACAGAAAGUCGUGCUGCGUUCCGUCUUCUGCGUUGUGGAAAGCAGAAGACGGGACAUCUUCACGACAGGCACCGUGGACAUCGCGCAAUCCGGAAAGGAGAAAUCGCUUCGUUGAUGAAGUCAGUUUAUCUCAAUCUUCGCUAUCUGUGAUCGACGAGACAAAAUAAGUACACCUUCAUAUGAGUGUGAAGACAGGACUCGGGCAAACUCGGGCUUUAUGGGUUCAAGUUCACCUUUAUCGGUGAAGAAUUGCUAAAUGUAUGUGAAGAUCGACAGUCUUUAGAUCCGCAAACCAACUUGGCAGUCAACAGAGGAGCUUGGUCAUACUUUUAGAAACACGGGUUCGAUUUAUUUACUCUCCAUAGAGUGUAUCGAAUCGAAUGAUGGUGCCGCUGCUUUCAAGGAUUUGACUUACGUAUCAUCUGCCUCUUUUCCAUCCAGUCUUUAAUGGGCUCCCUCGCAAGUCUCGCGAGGAGGAUCAGAUGCUCACACACCUCCAGCAACAUCUUAGCUCUCAUGGCAGCGAGUUUCUCGUAGUAAACACUGCAGCGAAAUUGUAGAGAAAGUUUUACAUGAAACUUCGGAGUGAAAGGACCCAUAUUAUACUCGCCUGGAAGAGGAAUUGCAGUAUAAAAUAUUGUACACCUAUAAUAGAUCUCACUGGUAUCGCUAG
This is a messenger RNA of Marchantia polymorpha subsp. ruderalis, 897 nucleotides long. Lineage: Eukaryota; Viridiplantae; Streptophyta; Marchantiopsida; Marchantiales; Marchantiaceae. The record is from the annotation of a GenBank genome assembly.